Molecule: messenger RNA, 4101 nt
Organism: Larimichthys crocea (large yellow croaker)
Lineage: Eukaryota; Metazoa; Chordata; Actinopteri; Sciaenidae
Product: serine palmitoyltransferase 2
Exons: 12
Coding region: 123-1817 (564 amino acids)
Biological process (GO): ceramide biosynthetic process; sphingosine biosynthetic process
Cellular component (GO): serine palmitoyltransferase complex
Molecular function (GO): pyridoxal phosphate binding; serine C-palmitoyltransferase activity
Source: RefSeq, a predicted model, not a curated record
GCAGAGUGGGCGUUGGAUUUGUUUUAUGUCCCCCCCUCCAAAUACGUGACUUCACGCUAAACGUUUCACAAGUUGGGCAACUUCCAGUCGUGCAACUUCCAGUCGCAAGUCGGCCAAUAAAGAUGACGGAAAGCUCCACGAACAAGCUGCUAAACGGAGACGCCUGUCACCGGACCUCAAACGGGCGGAAAUCGAGUAAAAAUGGCUUCGUGAAGAACCACUGCUCGCUUCAACUGCCACAGAAUUACAGCCGCCCCCGGGAGAAGAACCAAAAUGGUACACACAACUCCUCCCUGUACAAGAAGCCGUUUUUGGAAUCAUUUGAGGAGACUCCUCUACUGGUGGCUGUGUUCACCUACAUGAGUUAUGGCAUCCUCACCAUCUUCGGCUACUUCCGAGACUUCCUUCGCAACUGGAACAUCGAGAAGUGCAACAUGGCUCAGGAAAGAGAGGAGCAGAAGGAUUUUGUCCCCCUGUAUCAGGACUUUGAGAACUUUUAUAACAGGAACUUGUACAUAAGGAUUCGAGACACCUGGAACAUACCCGUCUGUUGCCCCCCUGGUGCUACAAUGGACCUGGGGGAGAGACUUACCUUCGACUACAACUGGACCUUCAAGUACACAGGCAAAGUGAUGAAGGGCAUCAUCAACAUAGGCUCAUACAACUACCUCGGCUUUGCUGAGAACACUGGGGCGUGUAACAUUGCUGAUGUUGCCACCACACAAAAGUACGGAGUUGGUGUGAGCAGCACUCGCUGUGAGAUGGGCAACUUGGACAUCCAUGGGGAGCUGGAGACGUUGGUUGCCAGGUUCCUGGGCGUUGAGUCAGCUAUGACUUUUGGCAUGGGCUUCGCAACCAAUUCCAUGAACAUUCCUGCUCUCACAGGGAAGGGUUGUCUUAUCCUGAGUGAUGAGCUGAAUCACGCCUCACUGGUGCUGGGUGCCCGCCUGUCUGGCUCCACAAUUCGGGUCUUCAAACACAACAACAUGCAAAGCCUGGAGAAGCUGCUGAGAGACGCUAUCGUGCACGGUCAGCCGAGAACUCACCGACCCUGGAAGAAAAUCCUCAUUCUGGUGGAGGGAAUUUACAGCAUGGAGGGAUCCAUUGUGCGUCUGCCUGAAGUCAUCGCUCUGAAGAAGCGUUACAAGGCGUAUCUGUACCUGGAUGAGGCCCACAGUAUUGGAGCUCUGGGCCCGAAUGGCAGAGGAGUGGUGGACUACUUUGGCUUGGAUCCCAAAGAUGUCGACAUAAUGAUGGGAACUUUCACCAAGAGCUUCAAUGGUGCCGGAGGAUACAUUGGAGGCAAAAAGGAGCUGAUCGACUACCUGCGAUGCCACUCUCACAGUGCCCUGUACGCCACCUCCAUGUCCCCUCCUGUGGCCCAGCAGAUAAUCACGGCUAUGAGGAUCAUCAUGGGAGAAGAUGGGACCACACAGGGAGCUCAUCGCCUCAGACAGCUGUCGGAGAACACCGCCUACUUCCGCAGGAAACUCAACGACAUGGGCUUCAUCAUCUACGGCAACAAAGACUCACCUGUAGUACCCAUGAUGCUCUAUAUGCCUGCCAAAAUCGGGGCAUUCGGUCGGGAGAUGUUAAAAAGAAAUAUCGGCAUAGUGGCCGUCGGCUUCCCAGCGACGCCCAUCACUGAGUCGAGGGCACGUUUCUGCAUUUCGGCUGCACAUACCAGAGAGGUGCUUGACCAAGUUUUGGAUGUCAUCGAUGAAGUGGGUGACCUGCUGAGUCUGAAGUACUCCAGACGUCAAAAGCCUCGUCCUUCGCUUGGAUGGAUGGCCGAGGAGAGCCAUCUUCAGGACUGAGCCACUAUCUCUCCUCCUCCUUUACUUUACCUUUUCUUGUCUAAUAUCCCCUUUUUGUGCCCCUCGUUUUCUUUGAGCCAGUCUCCUUACCCAACUUUAUCACAUCUCUUUACACCAGACUCCCAUGGGCCCAAGUCCUUUACAGGUCCACCCCGUUUUUAAAACCUGUACACCAGUAUCAUUCAUUCGUCAAUGUGCAGUCUGUUACCUGUGCAGAUGAUUUCACCCACUGCGGCGUGUCGGUUGUUUUACGUUGUGUUGCGUUCAGGGCCUUUCAGUUUGUUCUAACCUAUUGUGACUGCAUCGAUGUAACGUCAAGUCUUAUUCCUGUGUGCACAUUGAAUGUGUGUCUUUUUUGUGCAAUAAUAACUUGGAGUUUCUUUGUAGUUCAAACAACCUGGAGCAAAGUUCAGUUUAUUUUUUUUUUGCCAUGAGUUCCUGCUCGUGCACUUGGGGAAAAAAAGAGGGAAAAAAAAUCUAAUCAUAGCUGUUACUAUGAUGAACACGAAAGGAAAAAUUCUAUAUGUAAAUAUUAUUUAUCCCAAAGUUGGUAUUACUGCCUUAGGGUAGCAUCCCAAACCUCAAGAAGAGAUACAUUAUUUCACAGGAGUGACAUUAGUAUGUGCACUCCACAUGUAUUUAUCUGAAGGCUUUUUUCCCUGAUCACUUUUACUUGAAUAAAGAGUAUAGAGUAUUGGGUUCUUUCCCUAACCAAAGGAUAUAUAUGUAUAGAAAUGUUUUCUACCUUUUCUCUUAAAAUGCAAAGCAGAUGUUCCAAAAGAAAACGUUUAACAGGGAAAGAAUCCCAGGGAGGAUAUUUCUAAGGAAUAUUUUUUACUGCUUAUUUUCUAGAAAUAUUUUUCAGCCUUAUUUACUGUUUACACCUGCACUCAAAAAUUUGAGCCCAGUGUCUUUAACAUUUCUAUAAGCUAAUGAGCUACAUGUGUGUUGUUGUUUUUUUCUUUUUUUUGCUAAGUAGUUCUCACUACAAGUGCUUUCAUGUGAUUCAGCGUCGACACCGAUCACCACACAUGAUGACGCGCUGUAACUUUGAUCUGUAUAUAUGAUGAUGCCGCUCCCGAGCUCAUCUGAUAUACAGACCUCUUUUUAUUUAUUUAAAAUGUCUCUGUCAUCUUUCAGCUACCUUUUGUGUUUGUGAAAAUGUAACCGUUACCUGAAAGGCAGCUCCAAGUGUGUCCCAGUGUAUUUCAGUUGACUACUUGCACGACUUCAGUGCUAGCACUACUGACAGGCAUUGUAAAUGCACAGAUGACGUAGUCACUGAAAUUUGCAAAAUUUCUGUUGGUGAUGCUUCAAAUGUGUUUUAUCAUCUGUGGUCAUCUUCUGGAAUGACAUUCCAUAUUAGUCUGCUUUCAGUGUCCAGCGUUUGUUUUAAUGUUGUUGUCAGAUUUUUCUGUGUGAGGUUGCCCCACAAACGGGGCAAACAUGCCACUGUCAAAUAUCCUGUUUGUGUGUGUUUUAUGUUGUGUCACUUAAUUGAUGUGAAUUGGAGGCAGCGCCAGUGUAGCCAGUCGAAGGCUGGCCGUUGUCUGGUGACGUGGCCAUUCCUAUAAAUGUUCAUCAAAGUGAUUCAGUUCAACUCAAGUUUAGAGAUGCUUUCAUUGAUGUUUUUUUUUGGCAUUUUUUAGCACAGCAUGACAACUUUUUGGGAUCUCUUAACUAUACAUCCAUAAGACAUUAAUAGCGUUGUCUUUGAAUGAGUCAUUCCAAUAUUAUUGGGAGUUUCUUUUCACAGAAAAUGGCUUGAAUAACAACUCUGUGAUGCAUUUGUUUUUAAUAAAUACAAUAUUAAAGGUGGAACACAUGACUAUGAUCUGGAAUUGCACUCUUCUGCAGAAAUGUGCCCUGACAUAAAACAUUUUCUUCUCGUCAGAGUUUCCUCUCAAGCUGUCCGCAGCACCGUGCACUACGUUAAGUCUCUGCAUUUCUGUCUAUGGAGGCAAAAAUGUAAUUGCAAACAGCAACAUGACUGUUUCUCGCAGCCAGGUUUCCCUCACUGAAAGUGAGGAAUUAAAGUCGAGAGAUUAUAAAAAUGUUUCAGUUGCUUAAAACUCUUUGAUGUAAUAUGACAUUUUCCAGCCUACUUAACCACAAAUACCUGCAGACUGACCUGCAGUGACCAUUGGGAAGUUGCUUAUCGGUUCCUUUCGCCCUUGGAUUGUAUUUGGGUUGACGAUAAACCACUUAGAGGAGUUUGUAAAGCCAUGAUGUUUGUUGACCAUGCUGUUGGAAACUGCUGAUUAAAUCACUUUCUUCGUAUCAA